Messenger RNA from Ostertagia ostertagi, 870 nucleotides. Lineage: Eukaryota; Metazoa; Nematoda; Chromadorea; Rhabditida; Trichostrongylidae. The record is from the annotation of a GenBank genome assembly.
AUGUUUUGGGUCGGCAUACUGUCUUUGUUCAUACAGGAGUGGCGAGUAAUGUAUUUUGCAUGUACAGCGCCCGGAGUUCUAGCGAUCUUUUACUACUUUUUCCUACCAGAAUCACCUCAUUGGUUAAUUCAGCAUAUGGACUACGAGCGAAUUGAGCUCUACAUCAAAACAGCUAAUAGAUGGAACAACAAGGUAGUUGACGUCGAAAGUUGCCGACGGGAUGGACCACCUCCAGUUGAAAAACGGGAAACCUGUGGAGAAAUGCUCAGAAGCCCAGAGAUGCUGAAGCUCCUCUUCAUCAAUGGUUUCAUACAGUUUGUUAUGGCCUUCUAUUACUUUGGUCUGUCUCUCCUUUCUGUUGAUCUCAGUAGUGAUCGCUUUACCGCCUACAUGUUGUCUGCUUUCGUUGAACUACCAAGUGGUCUUGCUGUAAUUCCUCUAAUGUUGUAUACAGGUCGGCGAAUUUUGUGCGUGUCAACUCUGCUGUUGCAAGGAUUUAUAACCUACUCUGUGCACUCCAUCUACAUGUCAGAAUUGGCACCAACCUCGGUGCGGUCGUUGUCGUAUUCGAUUAUCAACAUACCACAGAGCUUCGGCAUCAUUGUUGCACCAUACCUGCGACAUGUACGAAUUGGUCCUGAGUAUACGAAAUUCGUCGUUGUUGGGAUAUUAUGUUUGACAGCAGGAGCGCUGUGCAUGCUCCUCCCCGAAACGAAAGAUCGGCCACUACCACCUGACAUAAGGAGUUUGACAGCAACUGAUGACCACACUGUGGAUAUGAGAGAUAGGGAAGAGCUCAUGAGGGAGCAAUGUCUUGAUGAAAGUGACGACACGAGUUCUGAGGAGGCUCCAAUCUUUUCGCAUGAAUUU